Morus notabilis is the source of this 931-nucleotide messenger RNA. RefSeq names its product fasciclin-like arabinogalactan protein 13. The record is from RefSeq and is a predicted model, not a curated record. The coding region runs from base 41 to 772 and encodes 243 amino acids. NCBI's taxonomy places the organism in Eukaryota, Viridiplantae, Streptophyta, Magnoliopsida, Rosales, Moraceae. The transcript has a single exon.
AACACCAUCACCACCAAAACUCUCACACUCUUAACUAAACAUGGCUUCUACUCUCUCUCUCAUCCUCCUCACUCUCACUCCCUUCCUCCUCCUCUCCCACCAAACCCUAGCUGAUGAUCAAGAGGCCCCGGCCCCGUCCUCCGGCCCGGUCAACCUCACCGCAAUCCUAGUCAAAGGCGGUCAAUACACCACCUUACUCCGCCUCCUCUCCGAGACACAAGUGGACAACCAAAUUGAGAACCAGCUCAACAGCUCAAAGGAAGGAAUGACCGUUUUCGCCCCGACUGACAACGCCUUCAACAACCUCAAGGCCGGCACUCUCAACGGCCUCUCGAGGGAGGACCAAGUUCAGCUCAUCCUCUACCAUGUCCUCCCCAAAUACUAUUCCCUAGAAAAUCUCCAAACCGUCUCCAACCCGGUCCGAACCCAAUCCUCCAACGACGGGCUCAACUUCACCGGCCAAGGCCACCAAGUCAACGUCUCCACCGGCAUUGUCGAAACUCAGGUCAACAAUGCCUUGAGGGAGGAGUUCCCCUUGGCCGUCUACCAAGUCGACGCCGUUUUGUUGCCCGAGGGGCUCUUCGGGGCCAAGGCCCCGGCCUCUGCUCCUCCUCCAGCGAAGAGCACCCCCGCCGACAGCGCCUCCGACAAGGCAAAGACUAAGGCGGCGGCACCGUCGGCCAAGGAUAGCACCGGAGAUUCGAAUAAGAGAAAUGUAGGGUUGGGAUUGGUUGCCGGGCUUGUUUUGGUUUGCAUGGAGGUUCUCUCGUGAGGAGAGAGUUGAAGAUGAGGGGUUUUGAGCCUUUCGUUUGUGGUGGUUUUUUCGGCAUAUAUUUGUAUCUAAAAUUCGUUGUUGUUUUUGUAUUCUUUUCCCGUCUUGUACUAAUUUGUUCCUUCUUUCUCUUCGAAUCAGAUUGUUAUUUUUUUUCAA